GCGCGUAGCAUCGAGAACACGACGUGAACAUUCGAUUGUGGACCGACAAUUCACACCUCGGCAUCGGUAGUUCUACUUGCGAUACUGAAAAUGUCAUCCGAUCUUUCAGCUAAGGUCGACAAACUCAACAUCAACGCCGACUCCAGUUCUGAAACCAAACCUUCAGAGCUCGUCGCUGUCGUCGACGAUCUGCUCAACCAGUUGAGUUCCAAGUUCAACAACGUCAGCACCGAAAUGCUCGGCAAACUAGACGAUAUGUCGAAACGCCUCGAUGCACUGGAAGCCCAAAUUCGUGCUGGAAACGCUGCCUCUGAAAGUGGUGCUGGAGAUGAGAAGUAGUGCCGUGUUUCGUUUUUUGAACGAAAGCAAAACACGACAGGAUGUGUGCAAGUCACGCUACCCUGCUGCAACCGUCGCACAGAUGCUACUUUGGCAGGCCGAGGAAUAAGCAGAGACAUGAGAAUCUGCCGAUCAUUGAGCCCCGCUGAGAGAGCCGAUGAGAAAGGAACGACACAAGAUACUUUCCUGGCCUAGUCCGGUGUGUGAAGACGCAA
Messenger RNA from Cercospora beticola, 554 nucleotides. RefSeq names its product heat shock factor-binding 1 family protein. Lineage: Eukaryota; Fungi; Ascomycota; Dothideomycetes; Mycosphaerellales; Mycosphaerellaceae. The record is from RefSeq and is a predicted model, not a curated record. Gene Ontology annotation, molecular function: transcription corepressor activity.